Molecule: messenger RNA, 4293 nt
Organism: Homalodisca vitripennis (glassy-winged sharpshooter)
Lineage: Eukaryota; Metazoa; Arthropoda; Insecta; Hemiptera; Cicadellidae
Gene: rdgBbeta
Product: cytoplasmic phosphatidylinositol transfer protein 1
Exons: 8
Coding region: 293-1144 (283 amino acids)
Biological process (GO): phospholipid transport
Cellular component (GO): cytoplasm
Molecular function (GO): phosphatidylinositol binding; phosphatidylinositol transfer activity
Source: RefSeq, a predicted model, not a curated record
GCUUGUCGUCUGCGCAUUUCUGAUUUCAAUUCUGUCGUCGGUGUUUGAGAAGAGGUUAAUUUUGUGUGUGCUAAAUUGAAAAUUUAGCGAAUUUAUUUGAUAAAAUUUAUCAAUUAUACUUUUUUUCAAGUAAAACAAAGAUAUUAACCGAAUAAUGACUAAGUUUAGACAUUUUUAACAGACUAAACUAACCUUCUUCCAAAAUAAUAAUUUUUAUUUACAAAUCUAAACAAUAGGCCUAAUAUAUUUCAACAGUCUCAUUUCAUAUUUUACAAUUAAUUUCGACUUUUCAAUGGUUCUUUUAAAAGAAUAUAGAAUAUGUAUGCCGUUAACAGUGGAGGAGUACCGGGUUGGUCAGCUGUACAUGAUUGCGAGACAUAGUCUUGAGCAGUCAGAGUCAGGCGAGGGGGUUGAGGUGAUAGUCAACGUCCCAUGUGAGCAUCCUGAACAUGGGAAGGGGCAGUACACUGAAAAACGGAUACACCUAUCCAGCCGACUGCCAUUUUGGAUUCAAUCAUUCCUUCCCAGGGUAUUUUAUGUAACCGAAAAGGCGUGGAAUUAUUAUCCAUACACAAUAACAGAAUACACUUGCUCAUUCAUUCCAAAGUUUAGUAUCCACAUACAAACAAAAUUUGAAAACAACAAUGGAUCCAGUGAGAACUGCCUGAACCUGACACCAGAACAGUUGGAACAAAGGACGGUGGACUUUGUCGACAUCUGUUACGAUGAGAUCAGUCCCAGGCAUUACAAAGAAGAAGAGGACCUGAGGUUCUACCAGUCGAGUGUCACCAAGCGUGGACCGCUCGCCGAGGGAUGGACCAGCACCACGCAGCCCAUCAUGUGCUCCUACAAGGUAGUGCAAGCCAACUUCGACGUGUGGGGGCUGCAGACCAAGGCUGAGGAACUCAUUCAGAGGUCCAUACGUGAGAUUCUGCUCUUGGGACAUCGGCAGGCGUUUGCUUGGGUGGACGAAUGGUACAAUAUGACACUCGCCGAUGUGAGAGUCUUCGAGAGUGAAAUGCAUCGCCAAACCAACACCAAGGUGACAGAGGAUCUGCCUAGUGUACCCACCACCCCCCUCACUCCGCCAGCACCCACCACCCCCACCGUCGCCAACAGGUCUUCCUGGUUUCCUUGGCAAUAAACCUCACCUUGUUGUUGUUUUACUUCUCUCAGCGCAAAUCAUUUUGUAUAUUUGUAUAGAUUAAUUUAUUGUUUACUUCACUAAAAUUUUGUCAUCAUUCAUAUCAUUUUGGUUUUUAUACUUCUGUCUUUAGUUUAGAUAAAUUCCCUAUUUUAGUUCAAUUAAUAAAAAUAUUUUAAUAAUUUCAACUAUCAGAAUAGAUGUUUUUGUUUAUUUUAUUAAGUUUGUUAGUAAUAAUUUAAAAAGUUUUUUAAACAAAGAAUUUAAUUUGUUAGUAAUUAAAACAUAGUUGUAUUUUGUUAUAGGUAUUUACAAGAAAUUAAUUUGUAAUUGUUAUAAUAAUGUAUCUGAAUAUCUUAACUGUGUUAUUAGAGCAAUUAAUUAAUUACUGAGCCUUGUAACCAGAUUCAAGAAUAAUAUGGUCUUUCAGGAAUAAAUGUGUAUAAAAUUGGAUACUUAGCUGAUUUUAAUAAUAAAACAAAUAUUAUGAGUGACCAUCCAGAUUGUAGAGUCCGCAUGAAUUUUUGCUCCCAGAAUAUUAAUUUCAAUACUAAAAAUGAAGACUUAUAUUACGUACAAAUUUUCAUUCAUCCACAUAUAAAUUUGCAUGUAAGUGCAUCUUCUACACAGUACAACAUUGUAUGUAGUUGUUCUGUGUUUUAAAAGAUUUAGAAUUUUUAUGAAAUAACUGUGUUGGUUUUCGUGAUAAAAAUAUUUUUGUUUUGGUUGUGUCUUAUGUUGCUUUCUUUUGAUGAUAUGUACAUACCUUAAUGUUAAUUUUGUACUGUAAAAAUUCAUUUUCAUCAUUAUGACUAGGGAUGGGCCAAUACCGAAUAAAUUAAAUUCCGAUUACUGUAUUAUCUGUAGCCAAAAACAUAAUAUGCUAAAUGGUUUUGUUUUGUCAUCUUCAAAGUAAAUCUGGCCAGUAGGACCAGCCAGCCAUUUCCAGCAUAAACAUAUUUUCUUUUACUAGACAUAUUUAUACAACUACACAAAUUACGGAACAAACAAAAAUUAAUUAAUUUCUGUUUGUUUACCACUGAGCAGCAAGCGCACAGCGAUCCACGAACAUUGAUAGACAUAAGAAAUAGGAACGGAAAGCAAAAAUACUAUGUACAAAUCUGCGAUAAUUUGUUAAUUUACAUAACUAUGUACGCGUUUUUAUUAAAAAUUACAACAAUAACAUGUUUUAGCGAUCUUUAAUUUUAGUAAUGGCAAUCAGCUGUCAUCCACGAAUAUACUUUUUUUAUGAUUCAGUGGCUUCAAAAUUCAGUUUCUACACAUCACUACUAAUCUUAUGUUAUGAAAUUGUGACUUUCCAAGAGUAUUCAAAACACAUCUAUUAAUUUUAUUUUAUUAUUUUGUAAUCAAAUAUUUUGAAAAUAUUGGUGUAAUAAAAUGAAAAAAGCCUCUUUAUUGAGAAUCUUCUGUCCUCAAUAUUGCUAGGUAUUAAGAAAUCGAGUAUCAGAAUCAAUCCAUCCCUAAUUCUGACAAAUGUACAUUUUUAUUGAUAUUAAUACAUCAUCACCUUAUAGUUAAUUGUGUAAUUUUGGUAUUUAUACAUCACAGUGAAUUGAAAUUAGAGUUAGAAAUGUUUUAAAUGCAAUAAGUAUUGAACACGAGUCUAACCUGAGUAUUAAUGCUUGAGUAUUAUAAUUGUACUUGAUUUGAAAACAUCCAUAUUAAGUGUUAAUUGCUUUACUUAUUACAAUAAAGCAAACUGUAAGCACAAGACUUUAACAGUUUUAGGGUACUCCUUUACAUUGCAAGGUUGCAACUAGAUUACCCGAGUAUUAAAGAAUGCAUGGGACCAGUUGUUUAAACUUACUAUUCGAUACUUAAAUUUUCAGUUAAUAUGAGCAAUUUCAAUAACAUGUCAAGGGGGCGUAUCUGUUAAAAUUGGUUUUGAAUCAGGUCAACUUAUGACCUGUUGAGGUACCAAAUGUCAUUGUGUAAGUCUCUUAUUUCAUUUUGAGGAUAUUUCAGAAUUGAUAGUAAACAAGAGUGGCACCAGUAAAAAUACUUUCCAGGCAGUGUUUUCUUUGACACUCUUAAAAGUUGUACUAUAUUGAGAUAUGCCCCUUUUUCAUACAUUUGAAUAUAUAUACAUUGCACAAGUAUAAACUUCCCGAUUUUAUACAUAUCGAUCCUCUAGUUACCACUAGGUAUUGGGUAUUAUAUAAAUAUAAGUAAUUACCAGUUUCAGAUAAAACACUGAGUACUGUAGUGUUCAUAUAGUAUACAGGUGGCUGUGACUUUUCUGGGAGAAAAAUUGUAAUGAAAUCAUUUACUCUUUUCAGAUACCGUUAAAUUAUUCAAUGAUUUCAGAUCCCUUCCAAAGUCAUUUUUCAAUUUAUCUUGUCUGUGGAAAGUUGUGACUAAGAAUAAACAAAAGUCACUCGAUACUUGUACAAUCAUAACAAUGUAAUCUAAAAAAGAUAAAUUGAUAUUAUUAUAAUGCUUUUUUUUAAGGAGAAGCCUUUUUAAGCCUUAUCCUGUCUAUCCUGAGUCUGUGCCAUACAUAUGAUCUGUACCUCUUACCUCUUACUUUUAGACUUUGUGCUGCCACUGAUAUGGGCAUUAUUACUUUGGUAAAAAGUGUGAUUUCUUUUGUUAACAUAUAUUUAAAAUAUAUGUUUAAUAUAUUUAAAAUAUAUAAUUUAAAAUAAUUCUAAUCAGUUAUAAUUAGUUAAUUGUGCAUAUUAAAAAAUAAUAGAGUUGUGUACUCGACACUGUAUUAAUUAGCCACACUAAGCAAACCAAUAAUAUUCUCAUUCCUAUAAAAAUAUAUCUGUCAAUUUUCACUAAUGCUAGUUUAAUUUUAGUGACCAAAUUUUCAUUUCAUAAUGUAUUUUUCUCAUGAAUUUGAUUUCUUCUCAUCAAUAUGUUGUUAUGUAACUACAUACAUAAUUUUAAAGAUUUCCUUUAAAGUAUUAUUAAUAUAAUGUUAAGUGCAAUGUUUUAAUUUAAUUAAUUACUGUGUUUGAGUUGUUUUCUAAGAGUUAUUUUGUUUGAGAAAUAGCUGUAUUGUUCUCUACAACAAUAGCUUUAUUGUAGUAGUUUUAUUUCAGUAGUUUUUUGCAACACAACCAGGGUCAAGAGAAUUUAACAUAGGCCUACUCUCCUAAUAAAACAAUUAUUUUCAGUUA